AUUCAUUAUUAUUUGUAGAUGAAUUGUAUGGACGUUGCAAGUUUUGUAGUUACUCCAACUUCUUCACAGCUAAUAUUGACGAAUAGAAAAUAUUUUUAUGUACCUAGUAUUUCCUGUCGUGGUUGUAUUUACGCUACACGAAAAAAUAGUGCAAAUAGAACUGCUAUUCUGCCGAAUAAUCAGAUUAGUAACCAGUAUUAUUAUUUUGUUGGGUACCAGAGAAGCAAGUCUAAUCAUUUGCUGAAGAACCAACGCUUUGUUUGCAGAAAAGAUUGGACUAGUGGAAGUAUUCAUGUAGAGAAAGCUUCUUUCACACCGUGCUUUAUCUUUUCACCAAAUAUUGAGUUUCAUACCAGCCAUUCUAGGAAUUCUCUUCAAAUAUUGAGUGAACAAGAUGGUUUCUCUUCAGAAGAAAAGGAACGUAGCCAGAGCUCUACUCAUCAUUCUUCAAGUUCGAUAUCCAGUAGUAAUAAUAAUAAUAACAAUAGUUUUCCCAAGCCAAGAAUGCCGAGAGCAGUUGCCAAAGCUAGAGCCGAAGGAGAGCCAGUUGUAUUUGUAGAAGGAAAAUGGGUUUGUAUGGAUUGUGGAUAUGUUUACCCUGAUGAUGCUUCUAUAGCUUUUGAAAACUUGCCUGAUAACUGGAGAUGCCCUCUCUGUGGAUCUCCUAAACGCAGAUUUUUUAAAAAGCAAGGCAACAAGGUAGUAGCGAGGAUGAGUGAUGAUCGUUGGAUGAUUGCCGUAGCUCUCGGUUUUUCCAUAGCGCUUGUUUGGUUUGGUUACUGGGCUAUUCAUAACUUGUAGCGAUUUCAAUUUUUUUUUGUUAGUCGAUUAUAUAAAGACGAAUGAGAUAUACAUUUCCAUCAUCAAUAAUGAUGGAUUUGUAAACUGUU
This is a messenger RNA of Galdieria sulphuraria, 890 nucleotides long. Its product is annotated as rubredoxin family protein. The coding region runs from base 28 to 801 and encodes 257 amino acids. Lineage: Eukaryota; Rhodophyta; Bangiophyceae; Galdieriales; Galdieriaceae. The transcript is spliced from 3 exons. The record is from RefSeq and is a predicted model, not a curated record. Gene Ontology annotation, molecular function: iron ion binding.